CGCCGUUCCCGGCGCGGCUGCCGGAAGGGAUUUUGCGCCCUUCCGCCGUGGCGUCACGUGACAUCCCCUCGGUAACGCAAGAUGGCGGCGCCCAUGUUGCUGCCCGAGUCCCCUCUGGGGAAGUUGAGCCAUCAAAAAUACAGAGCUAUUUUGAAGAAAGAAAAGCGAAAAAAAAAGCGACAGGCGCUUGCCAAACUAAGAGACUCAGAAGCUACAGAAAAAGAUGAAUCGGUGUCUGAGGAGGGAGAGGAGGAACUAGAAGAAGAGGAGGAAGAAGAAGAAGAAGAAGAAAAAAAACUUGAGGCGGAAAGACAAAAACUACAUGAGCAGUGGUUGCUGAGAGAAGAAAAGGCCCAAGAAGAGUUCAAGCUUAAGAAAGAAAAAGAAGAGGCUGCAAGAAAACGUCAAGAAGAAGAGGAGAGGAAGAUCAAAGAAGAAUGGGAAGAGCAGCAAAGAAAAGAGAGAGAAGUGGCACAGCAGAAGCAACAGGAGAAGAGAGAGAGAGAGGCAGCUGUGCAGAGGAUGCUGGAUCAAGCUGAAAGCCAGCUGGAGAAUGGUGUGACCUGGCAUAACCCAGAGCCCCCGGAGAAUAUAGGAACAGAGAAGGAUAGAGCGAAUUGCCCAUUCUAUAUUAAAACAGGUUCCUGCCGAUUUGGAGACAGGUGUUCUCGCAAGCAUAACUAUCCAACAUCAAGUAAGACACUACUCGUCCGAGGGAUGUUCAUUACUUUUGGUAUGGAGCAGUGCCGAAGAGAUGACUAUGACACAGAUGCAAGUCUUGAGUACAGUGAUGAGGAGACCUACCAGCAGUUCCUGGAGUUCUACGAGGACGUACUCCCUGAGUUUCAGAACGUGGGGAAGGUUGUUCAAUUCAAGGUCAGUUGCAACUACGAGCCUCACCUGCGAGGAAAUGUCUACGUCCAGUAUCAGUCGGAGAAGGACUGUCAGGCAGCUCUUGCUCUAUUCAGUGGACGAUGGUAUGCAGGUCGACAGCUUCAUUGUGAAUUUUGUCCUGUGACAAGAUGGAAAACUGCUAUAUGUGGCUUAUUUGAAAGGCAGAAGUGUCCAAGAGGGAAACACUGCAACUUUCUUCAUGUAUUCAAAAAUCCAAACAAUGAGUUUUGGGAGGCCAAUAGAGACAUACGUAUUUCUCCUGAACGGACUAAUCAGUUGUCUAAAAACUCUGAAAGGAGAAACAGAUCGAGCCAUCGUGAUGACUAUUACAGCCGGUCAAGGAGAAGGGGCAGCCCAAGCUCAGAUCAUUCUUAUCGGAGAAACGGAGAACCGGAGAGAAAAAAGAACCGCCGCAAAAACAAGAGAAGGCGCCGAUCUGGCAGGUCAAGAAGUCGAGAAAGGAGGAGGUCUCGCAGCAGGGGGAGGAAGAGGAGAGGCCGCAGUCGCAGCAGAAGUCAUAGUCGAACACGCAGUAGGAGCAGAAGUCGGAGUUCCUCUCGAUCCAGGAGCAGGGGUAAAAAGAGAUCGAGCAGCAGAGGAAAAAACAGCGAAACUCCCAAAACAAAGUGAGAAUUACUUUUAGAAGUUGCUAAUUGAUCAAACAUAAAGCUGACAAAGAAAUCCUUCCAAUAGGGCACCAGAUACAUUUGAGUUUCAAAUAAAGUGUUCUUGCACAUUACAAUGUUUCUUCCUAAUAAAGGAACCUAGUUUAUUGUGUGCUAAGCUUCAGAAAAUUGGAAGUUUAAGUCCUAUAUAAGGUGUGAAUGUCAAGUACUCUAGCUACUCUGUCCCUCUGAACUGCUGCAACAUCUGGAUGCAUACCGAGUACAAAUAGAAAGAGAAGUAAAGCUUAUUUGGUAUAUGCUUAUUUCUGUGUUAUGUGUGUGUUAAGUGUUUACUGUCCCUGUAAAGGAGUUAGCACAGAACAGCCAUCGUGCUGUAAAUUCACACCACAGCAUACUGCAAACUGAAGUCUGUGUAGAGGACUGCCGUUUAUAUUUUCCGUCUGUUUAUGGGAAAUCUCUUUCUAGUCAAAGUAAAUAUAAUCAUGUUAUGAGUUGGAGAAAAGGGAUCUAAAAGACAACACUGUGUGAUUGUACAAUACUUGCCCAGUAGGAGCUUUGUGGUCAUAAGUGUCGGAUUUUUCUCUUUCCCCCUGACUGAGCUGCUGAGCUAAUUGCCUGUAGGGAUUGCAGGAGACUAAAACCAACUAAGAAGUGCACAGAAAAACAAUCACUUUAUUCAGUACCUUAAUCGCCGAGUAAGAUGGAGACCAUGCACUUGUAAUCCUCAAGGGAGGACAGAAAAUACUUUGCAUACCUCUUGGUUGCAUACCAUUUGUAGUUGAAAACAACCUUCCUAACCUGUGAUGGAGUGCUGGAAAAGUGUACAUCUGGUAACUGUAGAUACACACGUAGACGCGAAGGCUCAAGAUGGUUGCAGAGUGGCUAAAGAAACUGAAGGGUUUGUACCUGGAAACAAUACUUUAGGUUUUUUGGAGAGGAGGACUUGACUUAAAGCCUUUAUAGGCUUAUUUUACAAACAGUUUAAGGCACCCUACUGCCUAGCCUCCCUAUGGUCAAGGCGGAGAGCAGGGUACAUAAAAAUGAAGUUAUCAGGACAAAACUUUUUUGUAAUGAAAGUUAUAUUAGCAAAGUACCUGCAAUUAGAUAAAUCCUUACAAAUAUUUCUUCACUUUCAAAUGGAAGAUUUGUGCUGUUAGAUGGACUGUACUUCACACUGCUUAACUUCAGGUAUUUAACUUGGGCGCUUAGGUGUCCUUGGGUGCUUGGAGAGAGCAAUUUGUGGCACUGCUGGUAUCUGCAGAGACACCUCCCUCCCUUAAACCUCUCCAAAGAACUUGUGCUCCUGCUGAAGUUAGAAGCCUAAAAUAGAUGUGAAGUGCUCCCAAAUAGAUGACUCCAACAUUAUAACAUAAAGUCCCGUAGAAAAUCUGGAUACCCAAACUUCAAGAUAGUAUUCCUCACAGCAAGACCAUCUUCCCCCCAGGAUAGUUAAGAGUGAACAAACAUUGCUUCUGGAUCUAAUAUAUAUAUUUUUGCUUUUCUAAAUGCAUACUGCACCUAGCAUGCUAAUUAUACAUUUUUCCCUCUUUCAUGUGUAA
This is a messenger RNA of Chroicocephalus ridibundus (black-headed gull), 3079 nucleotides long. RefSeq names its product zinc finger CCCH-type, RNA binding motif and serine/arginine rich 2 (gene ZRSR2). NCBI's taxonomy places the organism in Eukaryota, Metazoa, Chordata, Aves, Charadriiformes, Laridae. Gene Ontology annotation, molecular function: metal ion binding; pre-mRNA 3'-splice site binding. Bases 82 to 1524 code for a protein of 480 amino acids. Gene Ontology annotation, biological process: mRNA splicing, via spliceosome. Gene Ontology annotation, cellular component: spliceosomal complex; U2AF complex. The transcript is spliced from 11 exons. The record is from RefSeq and is a predicted model, not a curated record.